UCUCCAAUAUUUACCGCCCGCCAUCAUGGAAGUACAACUGUACGAUUCUACGUAUUGUAGGUUAUGUGCUGAAAAUAAUUCCAGUGGAGUUUUUUUAUAUUCUUCCGAAGAUUCAGAGCCAGAUUUAAGUACCCUUAUAAAUAAGUACCUUCCACUUAAGGUUUGUGAUGAUGGCAAGCUUCCGAGGACGAUAUGCCCCGGGUGUAACAUACAGUUGCAGGCCACUGUUCAGUUUUUUGAUCUUUUGGUGGAAGGGCAGAAAAAGAUUCGCGAGUUGUGGAAGCAACAGGUAGAACAUCAGAAACAAAUUGAGAAAGCUGGAUUGGGAGCUACAGAAAUUUUGCUUACAUCUGCAUCUCUUGAGGACCCGAAUGCAGCAAGUUAUGAUGGAGAAAACAGGGUCGUUAUACAGAUCAUGGCAGAUGGAACAGGAGCAUUGUUUCGUGCAGAACAUGAAAUCAGCCUCAAAAUGGAAGGUUUGGAUAGGCCGAGGCCCAAAAAAGGUCGUCCUAAGAAAAGUGAAGCAAAAGCAAAGGAAAAAGAAAUAGUUAAAGAAAAGUCCCCAGAGCCAGAAGAGGAAUCAAAAGAUGAUGAAGGAGAUUUGGAUGGCAGGCGGCGUAGGAAAAGAAAAGUUCCUAAGAGGUUUACUGAAGUGAUUCGUGGUAAAGAAUUGGAAAGAAUGUUUAGAGAAGAAGGAGUUAUAGAUGAAGAUGACCAGGAUGAAGGAAGUGAAGAAUCUGAAGAGAAAAUAAAAGCUGACAGUGAUGCUGUUGAAGGAGCUGAAAUUAUAGGUCAUCUCGAAACACCUGAAGGUCAGGAUCUCGGUGAGCUCGUAAUUGUAAACAAAGCAAAAGGAAAAGGCCGUCCAAGAGGCAAACGCCGUAAAAGUCGUUUCCAGUGUGAGAUAUGUGGCCGAUCAUUUCUCCAUCGGCGGCGUUAUUUCUUACACAAGAGCUUUCAUAAAGGUGUUAAAUACGAAUGUACUGAAUGCCAAAAACGCUUUAGCUGUAAAGAAUACAUAGAAUUACAUCAGAAGCAAACUGGACAUACUGGAGAAGGCAUUGUUGAGGGGCUAGAAGAUGGGGAGAAUGAAGAACACCCUGAACUUAAAUUAGAGACCAAGUUUACUUGCGAGCAUUGUGACAAGGCGUUUAUGACAAAACAUAGCUAUGAGAUGCACAUUAAGGCAAUACACGAGGGCAUUAAACCAUACGUGUGCGAAGUAUGUGGGAAAACAUUUGCAUAUGCAAAUAGCAUCAAGACCCAUAUGGCAAUACAUGAGGAACCUAAGUCUGACAAAGGAAUUCCAUGUGAGAUCUGUGGCAAAACUUUUAACCACACUAGCUCCUUAAUUUAUCAUAGAGAGGCAGACCACAAUAAUGGUCGUAGGUUUGUCUGUAAUAAAUGUGGGAAAGGCUUCAAACAUAAGCAGCUCCUACAGCGACAUCAGUUAGUCCAUUCUGAUAACAGACCAUUUGCAUGUAAAACUUGUGGUGCAACAUUCAAGGCGAAAGCAAACUUGUUAAAUCAUAUGCCGACACAUACAGGAGAGAAAAAGUACUUCUGUGAGCUGUGUGGUCAUCAGUUCGCGCACAAAACUAGUCUCACAUUACAUUAUAGAUGGCACACAGGUCAAAAGCCUUAUCAGUGCCAUGUAUGCAAUAAAAGUUUCUCACAAAAUGGAAAUUUACAAGAACAUUUGAGAAUACACACAGGAGAAAAACCUUUCUGUUGUGACUUUUGUGGCCGAAAAUUCACAACGUCAUCACAGUUUAAACUCCAUGUAAAAAGACAUACAGGGGAAAGACCAUGGAAAUGUGAGUACUGCAAUAAAUCCUUUCUUCAUAAAGACACAUGGAAGUGUCAUACCAGAAGGCAUAGAGGUGAGAGACCGUUUCAGUGUCAUUACUGUGCUAGAGGCUUCACGGAACAGUGGGCACUGAAGAAACAUUUACGUCUCCACACAGGUGAGAAACCAUAUACGUGCAAUAUUUGUGGGAAAGCUUUUGCUGACUGCUCAAAUCUCACAAAACAUAAAAAGGUACAUAGGGAUCCUAAAGCAGACAAUGCUUCCAGUAGCUCUGCUUCAGUUGACCGAACAGUUUGGAAUAUAAUACGUAAUCACUUGACAAAGGAAGAUGGGCAGGAAGGUGGCAGUGAAGUAACAACCACAGAAGCACAAGGAAACAGUGUUGAGCAAAUCAUAUAUGUUACGUACCAGGAUCCUGAUGACCCAAAUGAAGCAAGAACACUCCAUUUUGUAGAAAAUGUUGAGGCUCCUCCAGAACAGCCAUCUACUGAAGCUAUACUUCAGGAGACUACUUCAAAUACUGCCUCUGUUGAAAAUAAGAUAGAACUGACACCAGAAGCAACAUACCAGAUAGAAUCAGCCCCUCAUGCACUCCAAGUUAUGGAUGAAGAUGGUAAUCCUAUCCAAUUUACAAUGCAGGAUGGAAGAGCAUUGCAGAUUACUACAGUUGAUGGUCAGGCAAUCCAUGUUACUACACCAGAUGGACAAAGCAUUCCCGUGCAGUUAGCAACAUCUGGUACUCAAGUUUUCUCGGGGGAGAUAGCAUCCCAACUUGAUAGUAUUUCAGAAGCAACUUCUGAGCAGUCAGAGGCAAAGCAAGUUGUUGUCACUGCACCUCAGGGUGAGCAGGUCAGUCUUAAUGAACAUGUUCCAGAUGUGGAAGGUGAAAAUAUUAUGGGUGAGCAAACUAUUGAAUUUACUACUCCUGAUGGCCAGAAGCUGAGAUUGGUUGCCUCCUUGGGGCCAUUUACCAGUGAGUUUUAAUAAUUCCAUGUACAUGUCACUAAGAUUGUGUGAAUUGAACAAAUUGUCAAUUUGAGUGGAUCAUGCUUUUAAUUGAAGUAUUUCCAUCUGUAAUUAAAAUCAUGUUGUUAUAAGACUGGAAUGUGUAAAAAAAAAUAAUCUCCUGUAUUUAAAAAAAUGUACAUAUGGAUUUAGCUUGCAACUCUGAUUGCAUUGAUAAACCAGUAUUUGUAAAUUAGAAAGUUGUU
This is a messenger RNA of Schistocerca piceifrons (Central American locust), 3021 nucleotides long. RefSeq names its product zinc finger protein ZFP2-like. Lineage: Eukaryota; Metazoa; Arthropoda; Insecta; Orthoptera; Acrididae. Gene Ontology annotation, cellular component: nucleus. Gene Ontology annotation, molecular function: zinc ion binding. The transcript is spliced from 18 exons. The record is from RefSeq and is a predicted model, not a curated record. Bases 26 to 2794 code for a protein of 922 amino acids.